UCACUUAAAUACCCACCCCCACUUCUUGUCUUCUCACAUUUGCAUCUCUUUCUUCCCCCUGCAAAAAAGCAAACUCAGAACCACGCAAGCAAACCUCCCUUCUCUCUCCCUCCUUUUUUCUCCGUAACGAAGCCUUCAGAGACCGACGCCUCCCAUCGAUCAUUAUCUGCAAACCAAGCGGGAGCCGCCAGCAGUAACAGCAAGCAAUUUCUUGGUUAACAAUAAAAUAGUCAAGAUGAGGAUGAGCUGCAAUGGAUGCCGAGUCCUUCGCAAGGGUUGCAGCGAGAACUGCAGCAUCAGGCCUUGUCUCCAAUGGAUCAAGAAUCCGGAGUCCCAAGCCAAUGCCACUGUUUUCCUCGCUAAGUUCUACGGCCGAGCCGGACUUAUGAACCUCAUUAAUGCCGGCCCCGAACAUCUUCGUCCUGCGAUAUUCAGGUCCCUCCUGUACGAGGCUUGUGGAAGGAUUGUGAACCCGAUUUAUGGAUCAGUCGGGUUGCUCUGGUCCGGAAACUGGCAGCUUUGCCAGUCGGCCGUGGAAGCCGUUCUUAAAGGAGCCCCGAUCGUGCAAAUCUCUUCUGAAGCGGCUGCCAGCCCUAGUCCCCCUAUGAAAGCGUACGACAUAAGACAUGUCUCCAAGGAUGAGAACUGGGCCGCUUCCCAAGACCUUCACAAGGUCAAAACAAGGAGCCGCUUCAAGCGCUCCGCUACGAAACCCAACAAGCCCAAUCUCGUUUCUGCUGCCGAGCUCGUAGCAGAAACCCCUAUCGCCGACGCUGCCCCUAUUUGUAACCUUAGGUGGCGCAGGUGCUACCCGGAUGGUUACGAGAUGGCAACGAGCCACGACUCGUCGACGAGUCAUCACUCCGAGCACAACGGUGAAGGAGACAGUCGAGAGACCGAUAGCAUGUUCUCUGUUGAGACAGUGGAGCACUCCCUUGUUGGCCGACCUGAGCACAAAGAACCCGACCCGAAAACUUCCGACAGUCAAACCGAUGAAAGCGAGGUUGAGUUGGAGUUGACGCUGGGCUUCGAGCCGGUUUCACGCCAUCGGAGCGUGAGUCCAGCAGCCAAGGACCGUAGUGAGAUCUGCGGAUCAGGCGAUGAUGAUACAUGUAAAAUGGAAUUAAGUCUUGAUUGCAAGUCCUGAGUUAGCCGGUGAUGUUCUUUGAGGGAUGUUCAGUUUUGGCGGCUCAGAUCAUUCAUUUCUCUUUGCCAUCAAAUAAUUCCCUUUUUUUUUAUCCUUUGGUCUUUUCUUGUUUUUUUUUUCUUUCUUUGGUUGUAUAAACUUGGGUUUACAUAAGUAUAGAGAGAGAGAGAGAGAGAGAGAGAGAGAGAGACAGAGAAAGAUAAGAUGAUUAUAUACUUUACUCUUGAUAGUUGAUUUACACAUGUUGUCGAAGUGAUGCUAUCAUCGUCAAUGGAUUUGAAUGGUUUUGAUCAUGCAAAUGAUGGUGCGUGAAUCCAA
This is a messenger RNA of Nelumbo nucifera (sacred lotus), 1465 nucleotides long. RefSeq names its product LOB domain-containing protein 41-like. NCBI's taxonomy places the organism in Eukaryota, Viridiplantae, Streptophyta, Magnoliopsida, Proteales, Nelumbonaceae. The record is from RefSeq and is a predicted model, not a curated record. Gene Ontology annotation, biological process: regulation of gene expression.